CCUGCGCGUGAGGCGAGGACUGACGAUCCCCGGAGGUGGGGUCGGGGGGGGGGGGGGGGGGGGACCCUCUACUUCACUUGCGCUCUGUUCUCGUCGGGAACGCCUCAGCAACAUGCGCCGCGCGCUACUCGCGCUUGGAACAGCCGUGCGCAAGACUCCAAGGACGCAAGGACAACAGUCGGAGUCCACAUUGCACGCUUCUACUUGCCCCCCCAGGCUGGAUUUAAGAAAAGGCGCACCUGGAGACUACGCUUGAUCUCGAACACGUGGAGGAUAAUCGCCUGGAGUCAUUAUUAUUAUUAUUAUAUUUGGAAGACGCAACUACGCACAGGGAUUCUCCAACAAAUGCCAGCGCCCAAGUUGUGCAUCAUUCAUUUUCUUGAGUCCCAGAGGUCCCCUCACAGUUCCGGUGAAUCCUAGCCGGAGGGGAGUGGGGCGGCGGCGGUGGUGGUGCUGCGGGGGGGCUUUCUUUCUCUCGCCUGCGGGAUGUGGGCCGGAGGACUCCCGGCCGCCGUGGUCGUGACCCUACUCGCGAUCGCCGUCGACGUGCGGGCCAGCGGGGAGUACUGCCACGGGUGGCAGGACGCCCAGGGAGCGUGGAAGGAAGGCUUCCAGUGCCCGGAGAAGAUUGACGGCGUGGACGCCAUCAUUUGCUGCGGGAAGUGCGAGCUGCGCUACUGCUGCUCCAGCACGGACGCGCGGCUGGACCAGGGCGGCUGCGACAACGACCGGCGGGCCCUGGAGCCCGGGAACGAGGGCAAGGAGACUAAGGACUCCGGUGCAGUUCCCAUCUACGUCCCCUUCCUGAUCGUGGGCUCCGUCUUCGUGGCCUUCAUCCUCGUUGGCUCGGUGGUGGCCAUGUGCUGCUGCCGCUGUCUCCGCCCCAAGCAGGAGUUGGCGGGGUCGGGGUCGGCGGGGGGCUCCGGCGGAGGGGGCCGCCUCCUGGAGACCAUCCCCAUGAUGUCCGCCGCCGCCGCCGCCGGCUCCAGGGGCUCGUCCUCGCGCCAGUCCAGCACGGCCACGUCGUCCAGUUCCUCCGCCCCGUCCGCCAACGUCCGCCCGGGGCCCCAGGCGCCCCCCCCUCUGGUCCGGGCGCAGGCCUCCUGCUGCCUGCCCCCCGACGCCAGCGUCUUCGUCAACAUGCCCACCAACUUCUCCGUCCUCAACUGCCAGCAGGCCACGCAGAUCAUGCCCCACCAGGGACAGUUCCUGCAUCCGCAGUACAUCGGCUACGCCCACCCGGUGUCCCCCGCUUUUAUAGACCCCACCCAAGGCGGGUAUCGACCCCUCCAGUCCCCUUGCCCUCCCCCUCAACCUGUCGCCAGUGAGCAGAAAUACCCCCCGGUGACAGUGUGACGACUUGUUAAACAACACCUGAGUGGAUUCUGGUGUGUCUGCCCCCCACCGCCAUUUUUUGGUGGUUAGAAUACGUUGUAUGUUCCCCCACCCGUCUAUAAACAAUAUUCUGAUCAACGUCGCAUUUGUGGAAUAAAAAUGAUCCAUCCAUCCGUUUUCUUGGCUGCUUAUCCUCACGAGGGUCGCGGGGAGUGCCGGAGCCUAUCCCAGCUGUCGACGGGCAGGAGGCGAGGUACACCCUGAAAUGGUCGCCGGCCAAUCGCAGGGUACAUAGAGACAAACAGCUGCGUUCACAAUCACACCUGUGGGUAAUUUAACCAUCCAUCCAUUUUCUUUGCCGCUUAUCCUCACGAGGGUGGCGGGGAGUGCCGGAGCCUAUCCCAGCUGUCAACGGGCGGGAGUCGGGGUUACACCCUGAACUGGUUGCCGGCCAAUCGCGGGGCAUAUAGAGACAAACAGCCGCGCUCGCAAUCACACCUAUGGGCAAUUUAAAGUGUCCAAUUGAUGUCGCAUGUUUUUGGGAUGUGGGAGGGAACCGGAGUGCCCACCGGGAGAAAACCCACGCAGGCACGGGGGAGAACAUGCAAACUCCACACAGGCGGGGCCAGGAUCGAACCCGGGUCCUCAGAACUGUGAGGCCAACGCAGCUGAGCCACCCGAACAAAAAUUAAAGUCAACUAAAUUCAUCAAUUUUCCGCCUUAUUUGGCAACAUCGCCCCCUGCUGCGUCAACUGAAAUUAAUCUCCCAAGCGCUCUUUGCGUGUUGCAAAUGUCACGUGACCAAACGUGCCAGCAGGUGACCCGCGUAUGCUACAAAAACUAGCAUAACGACGGCUUGAUGGUAUGAUGGGUUUGCUAAAAAAUGUAUUCAACCCAUCAUGACAUCAAGCCGCCGUUAUGGACGGGAACUGUUGAAUUAACCCAUUCACUCAUGAUUCCACAAGUGUGAUAUUAAUAAUUGGGCUAUUUGGACUGGUGGUGGAAAAUUCUAUGUAUUCCUGCAAAAAAUGAAAUAAAACAAAUUUAGGUUUAGUUCCCCUAUGAGGACUCCUACUGUUUGUUCGCCGGACUCGGUUUUCGGUACUGCGGAUGAGCCGAAGUUCAAAAAUAUUUUCCAAGUAUGAAAGAUUUGUGUGUUUGUGCCAGUGAUGACUGGGAUGAUUUAUAGUGCGGAUUU
Messenger RNA from Syngnathoides biaculeatus (alligator pipefish), 2533 nucleotides. RefSeq names its product protein shisa-2. Bases 487 to 1356 code for a protein of 289 amino acids. The transcript is spliced from 2 exons. NCBI's taxonomy places the organism in Eukaryota, Metazoa, Chordata, Actinopteri, Syngnathiformes, Syngnathidae. The record is from RefSeq and is a predicted model, not a curated record.